This is a messenger RNA of Cyclopterus lumpus (lumpfish), 1574 nucleotides long. It is a transcript of the gene anxa3b, whose product is annotated as annexin A3b. The transcript is spliced from 14 exons. Gene Ontology annotation, cellular component: cytoplasm. Gene Ontology annotation, molecular function: calcium ion binding; phospholipase inhibitor activity; calcium-dependent phospholipid binding. Lineage: Eukaryota; Metazoa; Chordata; Actinopteri; Perciformes; Cyclopteridae. The record is from RefSeq and is a predicted model, not a curated record. The coding region runs from base 249 to 1265 and encodes 338 amino acids.
UUAUGAAAGAAACGUCUCUGUGGUUCAACUUCCUCCAGCUAAUAAAAGGGCGUUGCCCAUUUUCAACUUCUCUGAAAGGUGUGGCGAUUUCGGGACCGCGUGAAAUUCCUCCUGUGACAUCACUCCAGUCCCCUCACUCAGUCAGAGGAUGAAGGUGAAUCCGUAGCUGAACUCUAGUGCUGAAGAAAUACAUGAUACUGAUACUGUGAGCUUUUACAUCUCCCCAGUUUGAGACUUCAACCACAACAAUGUCUGUCUGGGACGACUUGGACCUACUCUUAGACUCCCCCUCCUCCCUUACUGUGAAAUCCAGUGCAAGAGGAACUGUGAAGGACAAGGCCAACUUCAAAGUGGAAGAAGAUGUGUCUGCACUAAGGAAAGCCAUAGAGGGCGUUGGUACGACGGAAAAGACACUAAUUGAGGUGUUGACCCAAAGAAGUAAUGCUCAGCGUCAGCUUAUUGCCAAGGCCUACGAGAAAGCCACAGGCAGGAAAUUAGCAGCUGACCUGGAGGGCGACACCCACGGAGACUUUGAGGAUGUGUUGGUCGCUCUGGUAACCGCUCCUGACAUCUACGACUGUCAGGAAGUCAUCAAAGCCAUCAAGGGAGCCGGGACCACCGAGAGUACGCUGACAGAAAUCUUUGCCUCGAGAUCCAACAGACAGAUCAAGGCCUUGUCUGAAGCAUACCUCGCGAAAACUGGAAAAUUGCUGAUUCAUGAUCUGCAGUCGGAGGUAUCUGGAGAUUAUGGCAAAGCAUUGCUCAUCUUGGCUGAGGGGAAGAGGGACGAGAGCACCAAUGUGGAUACUGCCAAAGCUAAAGCAGAUGCUAAGGCCCUGUAUGAAGCAGGGGAGAAGAAGUGGGGAACUGACGAGGGGACAUUUAUUGACGUCUUGUGCCACAGGAGUAUUCCCCAGCUUCGACAGACUCUGGUAGAGUACAAGAAUAUUAGUAAGAAGACUCUACAGGAGAGCAUUGAGAGCGAGAUGUCUGGAAGCAUGGAGAGUCUACUGGUGGCUGUUGUUAAGUGUGUGAAGAAUGUUCCUGCAUACCUGGCUGAGAGGCUUUUCCGGAGCAUGAAGGGUGCAGGGACCACAGAGUCCACUCUGACCAGGAUAAUGGUCAGUCGCUCAGAGAUAGACCUGCUGGACAUCAGAGCAGAGUAUAAGAAGCUGUUUGGAUCUUCCAUCUACUCCGCGUUAGAGUCUGAAGUUUCGGGCAGUUAUGGCGACACCCUCAAGCGUCUAUGUGGCCAAGACGACUAACUGCUUCCAACUCCAGUGAUGAGCAACAUGUGGUGGGAAGAGUCGCAGCAAGAAGAGGACCACCGGUCACUUUCCAAUAGUAUUAUACAUUACAUUUGAAAUACCCAUGUAGAAAUGCUUAUGAAUGUGGAAUUCCAGUCAAGUUCAACCAGACCGUGCAGACUGAUUAACACACAAAUUUAAGAAGUGCAGACAUGAAAAUGUUGUUGAAUGCAUUUUUGAAUUUAUAAAAAUGUUUGUAUUCCAUGUGACUAACGCAAAUAAUUAAAUGUCCUAACUUUCACAAAAAUAAAUAUAAUUAAUACUCUA